GAUACGUUAAAAGUUAAAACUAAAUUUGUGCCGAAAGUGAAACAAAAAUACAAAAUUAUUAUUGCAUUUUAGAUCAAUUGUAAAAAUAUUAAUUCCUUAUAAAGUUACUUAUGAAGUCUUGAAACUAUAACUUAUGUAUAAUUAAUCAAUUAAUAAUAAUAAGGACAUCAUGUUUUUAUAACUAAGCAGUGUUUAAUUAUUUGGCAUGAUUGGGCAAGACCCAAGAGAUAAUAAUAAUCAUAUGAUUUAUUGAAUUGAUGAGCUGUAAAUAAACAUUCAUUGAUUUUAAAAUUAUGGAGUUUAAUAAUACUAGUUGUGAACCAAUGGACAUAGAUUUAAGCUCUAACUCAAUCAGUGCUAUGGAUAUUUCCUAUAAUGAAAAUAAUAUAAUCAAGAAUGAAAAUAUUAUAAUCAAGAAUGAAAAUAUUAUAAUCAAGACUGAAGAUACAAGUGAUAAAACUAACAUGACGCUUAGCCCUAAUAUCCAGCGCCCUGAAACUAACUUCAAAAAGUUGGUAGUCAAUUUAGAUGUAACACAUGCCAAGAGAAAAAACAAAAAUAAUGUUCUUUAUGCUCUAGGAAUAUUUUUUCUUUUACUUUCCAUAACUUGUUACCAUAUAACAAUUAAUUACCAAUGUUGUGAAAGAAUCAACACUGAAAAAAUAAGAUAUAAUCUAUUAAAUAGGCUGUAUGGACAGACUACUGCAGCAACACAAAUUGUGAAAACAUUAGAAAGUGAUAUAAAAAAUAAAAUAUUAAUAAUGUAUGGAGGAACUGGUGUUGGAAAGACAUUAGCAGUUUCAAUAAUUUUAGAAGACAUAUUAAAAUUUGCAAAUGUAUAUCACUACACAAUGCUAAAUUUAAUUGACCUAAAUGCAUCUGAUCUUCUAUUUGGAUUUACUUGGUGUCAGUCAUCCAUUGUUAUUGUUGAUGACUUGAGACAUAAUGAUUUAUUUGCAAUAAAAGACUUUAUUAAGACUCUAAUUGUAAAGAGUGAAAGACUCAGCAAAAAUCUUACUGUUAUUUUAAACUAUAAUUGUGAUAUUAUGGACUCACAUUUUUCAUCAAAAUGUAAUAGUAACUUUGCAAGUGAGUUGAAAAAUAGUUUUAGUGAUAUAUAUAUAGAAAAAAGUUUUAUACAGUUUAACCAAUUAGACAACAAUGUUUUAAGAAAAUGUGUUGAACAUGAGAUGGGCAACAAAAAAUUUACUGAAGAGCAGAUGAGGCAUAUACUGAGAAACUUUGAUGUGGUUCGAGAUGGUUGUAAAGGUGUGCACAAAAAGAUAAAAUAUUUGAGUAUAAUUUAAAAGGUAUGAAUGUUAAAAAAUUAAAGUAAUUAAUCAGUAGAAUGUAGUUUUACUUGUAGUGGUAGCACAUACAAUAGUCAUUAUAGUCCUUGUUUAAA
Messenger RNA from Pieris rapae (cabbage white), 1405 nucleotides. RefSeq lists its product as uncharacterized. The coding region runs from base 294 to 1307 and encodes 337 amino acids. The record is from RefSeq and is a predicted model, not a curated record. Lineage: Eukaryota; Metazoa; Arthropoda; Insecta; Lepidoptera; Pieridae. The transcript has a single exon.